Molecule: messenger RNA, 1247 nt
Organism: Lycium barbarum (goji berry)
Lineage: Eukaryota; Viridiplantae; Streptophyta; Magnoliopsida; Solanales; Solanaceae
Product: probable bifunctional methylthioribulose-1-phosphate dehydratase/enolase-phosphatase E1 1
Exons: 8
Coding region: 86-1087 (333 amino acids)
Molecular function (GO): magnesium ion binding; acireductone synthase activity
Source: RefSeq, a predicted model, not a curated record
UUUUUCUGAAGACUAUGAGAGAAAUAUAGCCAUACAUUAUGAAAUACCUCACACACCAUAAUAUUCUACUAGUAGAAAAACAAAUAUGGCUAUAGUAGCUUUAGCAGUCCCAUUGGCAAUGAAUGGAGUUGUGAAAAUGGCCACAAAUUCACAAGCAUACUUAAAAGGCCUAUGUCGCCAUUUCUACAAACAGUGUUGGGUUUCCAUUCCUAAAUCUCAACAACUUAUCGUCAUGUCCCCUUCAGGUAAAGUUGGUCCUAUUCGUAAUUCCGGUGGUGCUUUAAGCAGCAUGCGAAAUGUCAAGAUGUCUGCAAAAGCGGGUGGUCUUGCUUCAAACGGUGACAUUGAGCCAUUAAGGCGCUGCGUCGUAUUGGAUAUUGAAGGAACCACAACGCCCAUAUCAUUUGUUACAGAUGUUCUUUUUCCUUAUGCUCGUGAUAAUGUGGGGAGACAUUUGGAUGCAACAUAUGAUUCAGCAGAAACUCAGGAGGAUAUUAAGCUACUAAGAGCUCAAGUACAAGAAGACUUGGAAAAUGGUGUUGCCGGUGCUAUGCCUAUCCCUUCUAAUGAUACUGGGAAGGACGAGGUAAUUGCAGCUUUAGUAACCAAUGUUGAGGCAAUGAUUAAAGCUGACCGAAAAAUUACCGCCUUAAAGGAGUUACAGGGGCAUAUAUGGCAAACGGGGUUCCAAAACAACGAGUUAGAGGGGGUUGUUUUCGAUGACGUGCCUGAAGCUCUUGAGAGAUGGGCUGCUUUAGGCAUCAAGGUGUACAUAUACUCAAGUGGCAGCAGAUUGGCACAGAGGCUUUUGUUUGGUUACACAAACUAUGGGGACCUAAGAAAAUAUCUGUGUGGAUUUUUUGAUACUACAGUAGGGAAUAAGAAAGAAACUAAAAGCUACCAUGAAAUUACAGCAUCCUUGGGGGUAGAUCACCCAUCCGAGAUUUUGUUCGUGACUGACGUGUAUCAAGAAGCCAUAGCUGCAAAGGCAGCAGGUUUGGAAGUGAUAAUAUCUGUCAGGCCAGGGAAUGGACCUCUUCCAGAUAAUCAGGGAUUUAAGACAAUCAAGUCCUUUUCAGAGAUCUAAAGAUGGAACAUGUUGCUCUGUGACAUUUUCCCCGUCUCUGUAUGAUAAGUACUAAUUAAUUAGAAGAAAAAAAAGAAGACAAUAGUUAUCUCAAGUGCAUAAUUGUAUAUGUGACUACUGUUAUUUUACCGGUCUCUCAAUAAUAAUUAUUUUCAUCAAA